Capronia epimyces CBS 606.96 is the source of this 1512-nucleotide messenger RNA. RefSeq names its product homoserine O-acetyltransferase. The coding region runs from base 1 to 1512 and encodes 503 amino acids. Lineage: Eukaryota; Fungi; Ascomycota; Eurotiomycetes; Chaetothyriales; Herpotrichiellaceae. Gene Ontology annotation, biological process: L-homoserine metabolic process. The record is from RefSeq and is a predicted model, not a curated record. Gene Ontology annotation, molecular function: homoserine O-acetyltransferase activity. The transcript has 2 exons.
AUGCUGAGUCUACGGCUACUAAAUCCCGUAGAGAUUGUCAAGGAGCAACCUGAAAACCCUUUUGCCAAACUCGUCUCCGACCAACAGAUCGCCAUCGUUCCAUCCUUCACCCUCGAAUCCGGAGCCGUCCUCACGAACGCACCGGUCGCCUUCACCACUCGAGGUCAGCUCUCAGAAAACAGAGAUAAUGCCCUGGUCAUAUGCCAUGCCUUGAGUGGCAGCGCAGAUGUUGCAGACUGGUGGGGCCCUUUGCUGGGAGGACCAGGCCGGGCCUUUGAUGUCACAAGGUUCUUUAUUGUCUGCUUGAACAGUCUCGGGAGUCCAUACGGGAGUGCUAGUCCUGUCACGUACAAAGAUGGCGACCCUGCGCUUGGAAGAUACGGCCCAGAGUUCCCGCUGACAACGAUAAGAGACGAUGUGAAUAUUCACAAGAUCGUGCUAGACCAUCUCGGUGUACGGCAGAUUGCAUGUGUGGUGGGCGGUUCUAUGGGAGGCAUGCUGGCCCUCGAAUAUGCUUAUUUCGGCAAAGACUAUGUGCGGUGCAUUGCACCCAUAGCCACUUCGGCAUGCCACAGUGCUUGGGGAAUCAGCUGGGGCGAGGCGCAACGUCAGUCCAUCUAUUCGGAUCCUAAGUAUGAGGACGGAUACUAUUCAUUCGAUGACCCUCCCACUGCAGGGUUAGGUGCGGCUCGCAUGUCUGCCCUUCUCACUUACCGGAGUCGAGACUCUUUCGAGGCUCGAUUUGGUCGGAACACUCCUGAUCUAUCGAAGCAGCCGUCAAUUAAUCAGGGAAAUAACAGUCCUCCCCUGCCUCACAACGAGCAUUGGACCAUCCACAACGACGGUAACAAGCGAGCCAAAGGACCCCGUGACUCGCGCCCUCCCUCUCGCAACGGAUCUCUAGCUGGAUCACAGUCACAAUCGGAUUUGACUACACUGCAACAGGCACCGCUGACCUUCAAUGACCCCCAAUUUAACGGUACGACGCAGUUCGCCGUCCCGGAGCCUGUGGCCAAGCAAGCAAAAUCCCACCCGACAGACCAUUUCUUCUCGGCGCAAUCAUAUCUUCGGUACCAGGGCAACAAGUUCGUGAAACGGUUUGACGCCAACUGCUAUAUCGCGAUCACGCGCAAACUCGACACGCAUGACGUAUCUCGGAACCGCGCACCGGGCGUGAAGGAAGCUCUGGCACAAAUCACGCAGCCAGCUGUGGUUCUGGGGAUUGGAUCCGACGGUCUAUUUACGUUCGCUGAACAGGAGGUACUUGCCAAGUAUAUUCCUAAUGCGACCUUGGGCAAGAUCGAGAGCCCUGAAGGACAUGACGCAUUUUUACUACAGUUUGAGCAAGUGAACAGCUAUCUGCUUUCUUUCUUCCGUGAGUUCCUCCCGGACAUCAUGCACAGGCCAGGCAAUGGCAGUGGACAGAACGGCGAAGUUGAAGAUGGGGUGGGCAAGAUGACCAAGAGCAGCACGUUCGGGGAGGCAGAGGUUGAGGAUCUCACCGCUUGGUAA